AUGGGUGGUAUGUCUUCUCUCUCGACGGGCGUUUUUGAGCUCUCCCUUGACGCAGGCGGCUCUUGCGCAAAUUUCGUUCACGAUUUUGAUGAAAAUCCCUGCGCUCCACCGGCUGUUCCUGCGGCGCAAAACGAGAAUUUAGGGCCAGCCGACCCUCCUGGUCUUCUUCGUGUUCUCUUCGCUGCUGUGCAAGGUAUCGUUGCUGUUCAAGGUAAACAGGCAUUAAGCGUUCCUGAAUCUUAUGCACUCGUUUGUAUUCUCUUCGCAUAUCUUGUCUCGAAGAAUGCCAAAGGUCCAGAGUGGCUUUCGGGUGUUCUCUGCUCAUCGAUUCGAGGACAAAUUUAUUGA
Messenger RNA from Glarea lozoyensis ATCC 20868, 348 nucleotides. RefSeq lists its product as uncharacterized. Bases 1 to 348 code for a protein of 115 amino acids. The transcript has 2 exons. Lineage: Eukaryota; Fungi; Ascomycota; Leotiomycetes; Helotiales; Helotiaceae. The record is from RefSeq and is a predicted model, not a curated record.